AUGGCGGCACUGUGGCGGCGUCAGCGUUCGGCUUCCGAGGCAACCGUGGGAGCCAGAGGCAGAGCCCUCCGCGGCGCAGCAGUGCCACUGGCGCUCUUGGCGCUGCUCGGUGCGUUGUCUGGCGCGGCGACGUUCACGGGCCUGCAUGCACGGCCUUCACCGGCGAAGACCCCGAGAAGCGGACUGCAAUUCAAUGAAGACGUCAAGAACAUAGUCGCACCCAAGCGUGGUGGCCGGCGGCAGACUGAAGAGGAAGAGGAGGAGGCGGAGGAAAGGCGACGACAGGCUGAGGAGCGUGCCGAAAAGAUACGGCAGAUGGAGGAGUUGGAGGAACAGGAGUCUGGCGUUGUGACCCCCGUGCUCUACCCCAUCGCCAAGAGGUUCCCUCGUCUGUCGCGACAGGAUCUGGGCCGAAGCCUUGCCAUGAGGAGAUGGAUCAAGAAGGGCAAAGAUCAGGGUUUCACGACGGUGCCCUUCUCGGCCGCCCUGCGUCACGUGGUGCCGAAUCCGGAUGUGGAUGUGGCGCUGGUGAGUCGCAGAGAAAAGACGGACAGAAUGAGCAAGGCUUGGCAAGCGAAGCUCGAGGAGCUGCCCCUCUUCGACAUCGCCGGGCUGGCAGCGACCCCCGAGGAUCUGGACCCCUUGGAGCCGGCUUGGGAAGCACCCUUGGAUGAGUUGCCGACAGACGAGGAGCUCAAGCAAGAUCUCCAGGAUGAGAGAGUGCUACAGGCGAUGCAGAGGCGCUUCCUUCGCAGCGAGGAGGACCUUGCGCGCCUGGCAGAGGAUGGCAGCGGUGCCCGAGUCCUCCGUGAGAUCCUGGCAGAGCUCCCGGCGUCCAUGGUGACCGAGGAGAACAGGGAGCUGAUCCGUGAAACGGUGAAGCAGGUGCUUGCCGUCAUGUGGGCGGUGCACGCCACGACGAACUCCACGCAGCUCAGGUGGCGUCUGGCCUGCACCGACGACAAGUUGGAGGCCCCUACUCCGGACACGUCACUGCGGGCUAUCUUGCUCCUGGCUGGAGAAAUGCUGGAGUUCAUUCCGCAGCAGCUAGUCGACCGCGAGAAGGUCUCCGCCGAGCAGCUGCUUUCCGCCGAGCAGAUCCGGCGAAUGGACUCACAGGCCUGGGCUGCCAGCUUGGCCAAGUCUGGUGUCAAUGCAUCCCAGGCUUGCAAGCAAGUCCCUCCGGGGUGGCUGAGCGUGCUGAAAGGGGAGAGCUGGCCUGGAAUGAAGGAUCGAGGUGCGGUGUACCGGCUGCCGCAGUCGGGCAAACGACUCUACAUCGAGGUGGAGCUCGUCGGAAAGCCAAGAAAGGCGGACCUGGGAAGCAAGAGCUCCGGCGCGACCGCCGACGAGUCCGAGCAGGAGUACCGCCCUUCCUUCUUGGAAAGCUUUGGGCCCGCUGCUGGACUAGCAGCCUUUGUGUUCGGUUUGGCACAGCAGACCUUCUUCUUCAAGGCAGGCCGAUCCCGACGGAUGGAGCUGGACAAGACUCUGCGUGCGCUGCAGCGGCGGCCGGAGGAGUCGGCUGAAGUGGAGGCUGCGCGCCUCCAGGGCCUGGAGCAGACCUUGUUUACCGACAUGGAAGUCGAUGAGUACCCGGUCGUGCUCGUGGUUGGUGCUGAGACCGAGACGGGGCAGGUCGUGCUGAGGAAGCUGGUGACCAGCGGGUACCCUUGCGUCGUCCUGAAGAGUGGCGACAACGAGGAAUCCUUGGGAAGCGAACUGUCAGAAGGCACGAGCUACUUGACGGUAACGGCUCAGACGCGUGGCUUCCUUGGGACUCGCAGCAACCCCGGUCCGAGGGAGUCUCUCGGGACAGUCCCGGACAGCCUUUACGACGCAGUUGCGGGAGUGGACAAGCUUGUCAUCUGUGACUGCGACGAGCCCAAUGAGGAAUUUGGCGAGGUGGUGAGCAAUGUGCUUCGGUCAUGGCAACUCUACCGCAAGGACUUCGCUGAGGAGCAGCGGGCUUUCAACAGCAAGGUGCAGGUCUUCAACUUCCAGCGGCAGACGGAUUUCGAGCUGUGGGAUCUGGAGCGACAGUACCCCUCAGACAUGUGUUAUGGUGUCCAGCGUGCAGGCUGGACGCGCAACUCGUACGGAGAUGCUCUGUUCGUUGGCCAAUUCUUCGAGGACAUGGGCCAAUGCCAGCUCCGGUCACCGAGACUGAAGCUGAACUUCUCCAAGUUCGGAGGGCUCAUCGUCACGGUCUACAAUCAGGCGGUCAAUAACAAGUUCUCAUGGUUCUUGCGAACCUCGGAUUUCGAGCAGACGCGGGUUCAGUUCGAGUUCGACUUCGUGUGCGAGGCUAGCUCCUGGUGCAAGUUCCGAAUGCCUUUCAAUGCCUUCAAGCCCGUUCGAGCGGAUGGCGUGCCCAUUGACGACCCAGAGGAGUUUCAGCUCCGACGGGAGGAUGUGGUGCAGAUGGGUGUUUCCUUCCGCACCGAGGGCGUUCCCGUGCAGUACAGAGGUGACCGCAUGAAUUAUUUCUCAUUGCAGAUCGAGGGCAUCAGAGCCUUCCGCCUCCAGAAAGAGCCGCAGGUGGUGUAUGCCGGCCGGCUGGAUGAUGUAGCGCCGACAGUGCAAGAGGCAGAUGCAGACCAGGCUUUUGUUGAUCCAGAAGACAGGCCCAGAGAGGGCCCGUACAACGGCCUUUGGACACGGCCAAAGACGGGUGCCGAGGCCGUGAUUGGCAGUGGCUUGGCCUUCAGCCUCCUGCGAGUCAACGGCUUCAACGACCAUCCAGGUGGCAAGUUCCCAGUGGUGCUUAACCAGGCUCCGCUGCAUAGGCCGCAUCUGUCCUUCCAUUCUGAGACUGUCCGGUCCAUCUCUCGUGGAGAUGUGGCUGCGCUGCUGGUUUCCGCCAUGUCAGAGCCGAACUGCGUGAACACCGAGAUCAUUGCAGGCGAAGCAUCCGAGGGCGCCGAGGAGUCCAGCGCCCCACAGGUGGAGAUCACCUCGACACUCCAGGAAGAUGUGCGAGGCUACUUGAAGCAGCUCACGCUCAAUGGGGAUGUGUGCUUCUCGAUCUUGCGUCAGUACAAGAUGUUCAACGUGGACAUCAUCGUGAAUGAAGAUGCAACGAUUGACGACUUCAUCGACGUGCUGGAGGAGACCGGCACAGCGCCGCGGCAGUACUGCAAGUGCCUCUACGUCUACAACAAGAUCGACAUGCUGAACAUCAGUCAGGUCGAGGAGUUGGCGAGGCAGCCCUACUCCGUGGUCAUCUCCGUCAGCAAGGGGUUGAAUUUGGAUGGCUUGCUGGAAAGAAUCUGGCAGGAGCUGGACUUGCGCCGAAUCUACACUAAGAAGAAGGGCCUUUUCCCCGACUUCACAGAGCCGAUAGUUCUGACUUGCCAGCGCGGCAAUAAGACCAUGUCGGUCGAGAACGCCGUCGGCCUGCUUCACAAGAGUUUGCUGGACGAGUUCAAGUCAGCGCUGGUGUGGGGCUCCAGCGUCCGUGCAUCCCCGCAAGUGUGCGGCCUGAAGCACGAGCUCCAGGACGAGGAUGUAAUGCAAAUCACGAAGCUUACCGCAGCUGAGAAGCAGAAGAAAAUGCACGGGAAGAAGACAGGCACCACUUUGGCAGGAGGGAACACGCAAGUGGACCCUUCCGGCAAGAAGGAUUCUUCCCUUUCCUUCCAUGCUGAACUGUCGGAGAAGCCCGCGAGUAGGGCAGUCGCCGCAAUGCGGCUCUUUGUCAGGGGCAUAGCUGGUGAGACCUCCGCAGUGGAGGUUGCGUCUGCUGCCAGUGUUGCCGACGUCCAGCUACAGAUUCAGGAAGUCCAGGGUGUGCCUUGUAGCGAGCAGCGGCUGAUCUUUGGGGGAAGGUCUUUGCAGUCCGAAGAGCUCCUGGCUGCCUGUGGUGUGGAAGAGGAGUCGGUUGUGCGAUUGUGCUUCAGCUUUUUUGAAGCCUCGAGCUCGCUUCUGCUCCUGUACAAAGUCGUCAUGGCCCGACAGUCUGUCCGAAAGUCCCGAUGUGCAGCUGGCGUUGCGGCCGCUGCUCUCAGCAUGUGCUACCUGGCCGCAGCCUUCGUGAUGCCUCCCGCAGAAGGCCAAGGAGCAGGCCGGCGUGAGGCCUUGCUGGGCCUAGCCGGUGCUGCGGCAACGCUCUCUGCAGAGCCUGCACAGGCAAAGGCGGGAGCAGGCGAGUGGAUGGGCUAUUACAGCGACCCUCAGCACCCGAUGUGCCCACGAAAGAUCGUGUACGAGUAUGACCUCUACGACAAGGCGCAGAUGAUGGUCGAUGGAGGCGAUGGCAACCCCGGAUGCGAGAAGAAGGUGCUCACGAGGUGGACGGCCAAGGUCGACUGGAAGGCAGGCUCUGACGAGAUUACCAUCGAUUUCAGCAAGAAGGGCGGGCCCGCUGGCGUGGUCGGAAAGUGGGAGGGGGACGGGAUCGUCUUCCCCGAUGGCAACAAGUGGAAGAAAAUCAUUGACUACAACACUGGCAACGGCCAGGGGGGGCUGAAGAAGCGGAGGUGGUUGCUGCUUCAUGUGCCCGUGCAGAUGCUCACAGCCUUUUUGCAUCUCGCCACGCAGGAGUCCACCCUUUUCGUCAAUCUCGAUCUCGAAGGCGGCGGCAAGAAGCGCAAGAAGAAGACGUACACCAAGCCCAAGUGGCCUGGCCUUGUUAACGAGCAGGCAGACUCAGCUGUCAAGGCAGUGUCUGUUUCGGUGAAUGCAAACAGGAAGAUCAAGCACAAGAGGAAGUUCUACAAGGUUGACUCCAACGACAAGGUGACCCGCUUGCGCCGCGAGUGCCCUCACGAGACCUGUGGCCCAGGAGGUCUUGACUUAGCCCGGUUUCUUGCAGCUGACAACAUGGCGCCGUACAAUGCCUCCGAGGAAGUGGAGCCACCCUUCAUGAAGAAGUACUUUUCAAACGAGUUUAUGAUGAAGUAUGAGCCCUUAGCAGCGGCGAAGCGGAGGUUGGAUGAAGACAAGAACGACGCGGAAGCGCAGAAGAUGUACGACACAUACUUCCCCAUGUACAAGAAUUAUGACUGGUGCAGCUCUUGGGAUGGCACAAAGUACGACUUGGUCUUCUACGGAGUGUCGGGCUACACUGGCUAUUUGAUGAUGGAGUACCUCAAGCGCGUCUCACUGAAGCAAAGCGCGGAAGACUUCACGUUCGCGUUUGCUGGGCGAACACCUGGUAAAGUGCAGGAUUUGCGCGAUCGUGAAUUCGCAGGGACUCCCUAUGAGGACACCCCGGUCUUUCAGAUGUCCUACGAUGACCCGUACUCUAUGAUCGACCUCGUCAAGAGUGCCAGGUGCAUCAUUAACGUCGCCGGGCCUUACAUGCUCACUCAGGGUGAGCUGAUGAUCGAUGCCUGCAUAUCCAUGGGAGUGCACUACUGCGACAUCAGUGGAGAGAUCCCGUGGUCCCGCAGAAUUACGCCCCUGCAUAAGCACGCCCAGAAAAACGGUGCUUACAUCAUCCCCAGUGCAGCCUCUGCCGGUGGCUUCCCGGACCUUUGCACCUUCCUCUGUGCCAAGAAAGCUCGGGAGGACUACAACGAGGAGUUGAGGAAGGCCAUUUGCUACGUGAAUGGCGGCGGUGCAAUUGCUACGGCCUCCGGAGGUACGCUGAAGACUCGUGCCACGAUGGCUGCUGGUGGUGACGAGACCCGAAAAAUGAUGGGCGACCCCUACGCUCUCGGCGGCUUUGUGCCAGACCGGGACCGCCACGGCAUCAAGUACUGCAACAUCGAGUUUGGGACAGGCUCGGUUACGACCAAGGUGCGUGCCGAGGACUUGGAUGCCAACAUGUCCAAGAUCUCGGAAGACAAGCACUUGGGCAUCUGGCGCGGGCCCAACGUGUAUUCAUAUUUCGAUACACGCAUCGUUCGCCGGUCCAACAUGCUCCUGGCGGACAUGGGUGGCCAGCCUUACGGCAAGAGCUUGAACUUCCUUCAGUUCUCAGUCCUCCCAGCAGAGAUGCUUCUCCAGGGCAAGCAGGGAGGUGGAGGAGGCGGCGGCGGUGCCGGCGGCAGCGUGGAGGCGGAGAAGAAGGCGUUGGAAGCCAAAGGUGUUUACUACGGAGCGGGCGAGGGGCCACCCCUUGAGGAGCUUGAUGAUGCGUGGAGUGCGUGGUUUGUCUGGGCACAGACAGAGAAGGGUCACGAGGUGAGGUGCGACUUCAUUGGCCGAGACGGCUACUUUGAGACGGCACGAAUCGCGGUGGAAACUGCAAUGUGCUUGGUUUUCGACAGAGAGGCUCUGCCCUUCAGGGGUGGCGUGCUCACCCCGGCCGUAGCCUGUGGCGAAGCCCUGGCUCAGCGCCUGAUCAAUAGCGGCGUCAAGUUCUCGAUGGGUAAAUGGCACGAUGUCUCAGAGUUCAAUCCACCACCCAAUCCGUAA
Messenger RNA from Symbiodinium sp. CCMP2456, 6366 nucleotides. Lineage: Eukaryota; Dinophyceae; Suessiales; Symbiodiniaceae. The record is from the annotation of a GenBank genome assembly.